AUGUCAUUCUGCAGAGGUUUAGCCACGCCUGUUCAUCAACCUGUAAGUUUUCUUCGUUUUGUUUAGUUUUUAAAGUAAAGAUCUAAAAAGUUUUGUGAAUUUACUGUUUUUUAUCAAAUUAUCGACAAAUUUCGUGGGAAAAAAUAUAAAAUUUUAAUUUUCUUACAAAAAAAAUAUUUUCUGCUUCGUAUGUUUUCUGUCAAAUCGCGGCCUGGGCGCAACUCGCUAAUAUUAAUAAUUUAUGCUUUUGUACUUCUAGAAAAGUAUUUUCAAAUAGUCAAGGAUUAGCCAGUUUUACUUUUUUUUAGUUUUUGUUUGAAAUUUUAAGUAGUCUUUGUUUUUGAAAAGGGUUUUAAAGUUUUUUAACUUCUAGAGAAAGUUUGUUUUUAUGUAAAUAAAUACUUUGAAAAAUUAAUCUUGAAUUCUUUUCAGCAACCUCUGAACGUGCCAGUAACUCCUCUCUCAUCUCACAACUGUGCCACUCCUAACCAAAGCUGCACUCCACCUUCUAACUACGAUGAAUACGACUACAAUAACAACGACAAGCUACCGAUCAGCAAAAUCCCUACAACGAUACCUUGUACUUCGACUUCCGACUACACGGUGCCUGUUCCUGUGGUCGAGAACAUUGUGUCAACGUGCUUCUUGGGGACGACUUUGAACUUGAAGGAGAUUGCUACUCAAGCACGGAACGCUGAGUACAAUCCGAAGAGAUUUGCGGCUGUGGUCAUGAGAAUCAGAGAACCCAAGACGACGGCACUCAUCUUCAAUUCUGGCAAGGUUGUGGUUACUGGGGCUAAGUCGGAAGUUGCUUCUAAGUAAGUUUUUGAGGUUAUUGUAGUAUAUUGUAAGAAUUAACUAAAUUUUUUUCUCUAAAAUUUUAAAAAGAUAUUGUCCUCCGCUGUAAAUGUAGUUCUUAUUAUAAUUUAUGUUAUUUUUCAGAUUGGCUGCCAGAAAAUAUGCCAGAAUCAUACAGAAGCUCGGAUUCAACGCUCGUUUCAUGGACUUCAAGAUCCAGAAUCUGGUCGCUGCUGUCGAUGUUCAAUUUUCUGUUUACCUUGAGGGAAUUAACAUAUCUCACUGCCAAUUCAGUACAUAUGAACCUGAAAUUUUCCCAGGACUCAUAUAUCGUAUGGUUGCACCUCGAGUGGUUCUACUCAUCUUUGUCAGUGGAAAAGUAAGUGAUAACAUGUUAAUAUUAGGAAAUUGAGAUGUAAAAAGGAAGUCUUGAAAUUCGAAAGGUUUUUGAGUUUGCUUUGACAAAAAACGCAGGAAAUGUGUUUAGCUAAGUUUUUAUUCGAAAUAAUUGAAUUUUUUGUUUUUGGCCAAAUAACUUUUCUGGCUUUUAAAAACUAAAUUUCUCUAAGUUUUUGACCCCAAAGACAAAGUUUUUGUUAAUAUUUACAUAGCAAUACCAAUAUUUUAUCGUUUUGCAUCGAUCUUCUUAUGCGGAUUAUAUUUUUAUCAUGGUAUUGCACCAAACCGCUCUAUUUACUUUGAGGAUUAGCCUUAUUCUCGGUAUAUUCAAAUGUCUUUCUAUGAUGUCACAAAGAAUUUAUGCAAAUUACUUUCAGGUUGUAAUAACCGGUGCCCAACAACGAACCGAUCUCACCGAAGCCUUCCACCAGAUCUACCCGAUUCUACGUCGCUUCAAGAAAUAA
Molecule: messenger RNA, 1661 nt
Organism: Bursaphelenchus okinawaensis
Lineage: Eukaryota; Metazoa; Nematoda; Chromadorea; Rhabditida; Aphelenchoididae
Source: the annotation of a GenBank genome assembly